UAAAGACCCGUAGCAAACUCAAAUUUUGGCUUGUCAGCCAUCAGCGAGAAACAACCUAGAAGGUGGGCCCUCGGGCGGAUAGGCAAGAGCUUUUAAGAAGCGAGAAGCACAUGAGCAUUCACAUUCAGCAACAAUGGCGAGCACAGAUAUCAAUAGCAGCUCUAGCGCCGUCACCCCCACCCCUGUUUCACGAAAAUCGAGGUGGUCUCUCGCCGGAAUGACCGCUCUCGUCACCGGCGGCACUCGUGGUAUCGGGCGUGCUGUGGUGGAGGAAUUAGCGGAGCUUGGGGCGGCAGUGUACACCUGUUCCAGGAAUGAAGAGGAACUGAAACAACGUUUGGAAGAGUGGAAAGUAAGAGGUUUUGAUGUUGGUGGUUGCGUCUGUGAUGCUUCUUCUGUGGCCCACAGGGAGGAGCUUUUUCGAAGGGUCUCUUCUUGUUUCGGUGGAAAGCUCAAUAUUCUUAUAAAUAAUGUUGGCACAAAUAUCAGGAAGGGAACUGCUGAGUACACUGCUGAAGAAUAUUCAAAGAUCAUGACUACCAAUUUGGAAUCCUCCUACCAUGCUUGUCAACUUGCUUAUCCUCUGCUGAAAGCAUCAGGAUCAGGAAGCCUAGUGUUCAUUUCAUCAGUAGCUGGUUUGGUGCACGUAGGUUCUGGAUCUAUCUAUGGAGCAAGUAAAGGUGCCAUCAAUCAGCUUACAAAGAAUUUGGCUUGUGAAUGGGCCAAAGAUAACAUUCGGACUAAUUGUGUUGCACCAUGGUACAUCAGGACAUCACUUGUAGAGCAUUUACUCGAGAAUAAAACGUUUUUGGACCAUGUAGUAUCCAGAACCCCUCUGCGUCGUCCCGGAGAAUCAGAAGAGGUAUCAUCCUUGGUGGCAUACCUCUGCAUGCCUGCUGCUUCUUACAUCACUGGCCAGAUUAUUUCAGUUGAUGGAGGCUUUACGGUCAAUAGUUUCGACGGUGUUGUGUAGUGGCUCCUAUGUGUAAACGCAAAUUCAUGUUGAUAAAGGAUUUGUGUUAUAUCCGCUCUCCUUUUAUAUUUUGAUAACAUUGUUCCAUUAAAAUGUUGAACACCUUGAAAGAUAUUUUCUUAUUGCAAGAUCCUGUUUGGGUGGGUUGUCUAUAUUAGUUCAAAUUGAAUAAAUCAUUAUAGUCUACAAUUUUUUUUA
Daucus carota subsp. sativus is the source of this 1171-nucleotide messenger RNA. Its product is annotated as tropinone reductase homolog At5g06060. Bases 134 to 973 code for a protein of 279 amino acids. The record is from RefSeq and is a predicted model, not a curated record. The transcript is spliced from 5 exons. Gene Ontology annotation, molecular function: oxidoreductase activity. Lineage: Eukaryota; Viridiplantae; Streptophyta; Magnoliopsida; Apiales; Apiaceae.